Babjeviella inositovora NRRL Y-12698 is the source of this 3041-nucleotide messenger RNA. RefSeq names its product Mis12p (gene MIS12). NCBI's taxonomy places the organism in Eukaryota, Fungi, Ascomycota, Pichiomycetes, Serinales. The coding region runs from base 76 to 3000 and encodes 974 amino acids. Gene Ontology annotation, biological process: tetrahydrofolate interconversion. The record is from RefSeq and is a predicted model, not a curated record. Gene Ontology annotation, molecular function: methylenetetrahydrofolate dehydrogenase (NADP+) activity; ATP binding; formate-tetrahydrofolate ligase activity. The transcript has a single exon. Gene Ontology annotation, cellular component: cytosol; mitochondrion.
UGGUAGCUUAUAAAUACUCUUAUUCUUAUCACAGUCUCUCUCUGACGUUGGCAACCACACACUCCCAUCAAAAUCAUGUUAAGAGCCACUAGAACCCUUUCCAAGCGGUUUGUCUCGGCUGCCCAGCCCGUGAGAGCCUUCACGUCUGUCAGAGCCCUUUCCGUCUCCGCCUCAAACCUUGGGGCCAAAGUGUUGAGCGGAACCACGAUUGCUAACAAAAUCAGAGAAAAUGCCUACACGAAGAUUAUUGAAACCAAGCGCCAGUUCCCGCAUUUCCAGCCCAAGUUAACCAUUAUCCAGGUCGGGACCCGCCCAGACUCCAGUGCGUAUGUGCGCAUGAAAUUAAAAGCAGCCAAGGAGUCCAGCAUGGACUGCGACUUGGUCACUUUCUCUGAAGACGUUUCUGAGCAGGAGUUGUUAAACCACAUUGAGCACCUCAACGAUACUCCUUCCGUGCACGGGAUCCUCGUCCAGUUGCCGUUGCCAAAGCACAUUGACGAAGUCACCGUCACAAAUGCCGUCAUCACCGAGAAGGAUGUCGACGGGUUUGACCGAUACAACGCAGGUGAACUUGCCAAAAGAGGCGGGUUGCCAGCGUUCUUGCCGUGUACACCUAACGGGUGCAUGAAGUUGUUGGAGGAGGCGGGCGUGGUGCUCCGCGGGAAGAACGCCGUUGUAAUUGGCCGCUCCGACAUUGUGGGGACCCCAGUUGCCGCUUUAUUGAGAAAUGCCGAUGCCACCGUCACUAUCUGCCACCGCCACACCAAGAACUUGGCCGAGGUGGUUAGAAACGCCGAUAUUGUGGUUGCAGCUGUGGGGAUUCCAGAGUUCGUCAAGGGUGACUGGUUGAAGCCAGGCGCCGUUAUUGUUGAUGUGGGUAUCAACUACAUUCCAGAUGCCACCAAAAAGUCUGGCCAGAAGCUUGUCGGUGAUGUUGACUUCGAGGGCGCUAAACAAAUCGCGUCGGUGGUCACGCCUGUUCCAGGCGGUGUGGGGCCUAUGACCGUCGCCAUGCUCGUUUCCAACGUACUCAAGGCCGCAGAAAGCCAGUUCAAGAAAGCCAAUGCCACCUCCAAGAUCACACCGCUUCCUUUGGCGUGCCGUGUGCCGGUCCCAUCGGAUAUCGACAUCUCGCGUGCCCAGCAGCCGCGCCACAUCACACAGAUCGCCCAAGAGUUGGGGGUCUUGAACUCUGAAUUAGAGCCAUACGGCCACUACAAGGCUAAAGUCUCGUUGGACUUGUACAAGCGUUUGGAGGAGAGGGAAAACGGGCACUACGUGCUUGUUGCGGGGAUCACACCAACCCCGCUCGGUGAGGGUAAAUCCACCACCACUAUGGGGAUUGUGCAGGCGUUGGGUGCUCAUUUGGGGUUACCAGCUAUUGCCAACGUUAGACAGCCAUCUAUGGGUCCAACCUUCGGUGUGAAGGGCGGUGCUGCUGGCGGUGGGUACGCCCAGGUUAUUCCGAUGGAUGAGUUUAAUAUGCAUUUGACCGGUGACAUCCACGCGAUUUCCGCGGCCCAGAACUUGUUGUGUGCUGCUGUGGAUACCAGAAUGUUUCACGAAGACACCCUGAGCGACAAGGGCUUGUACAAGAGAUUGGUACCUGUUAAGAAGGGCACCCGUAAGUUCACCCAGUCCAUGUUAACCAGAUUGCAGAAAUUGGGGAUCACCAAAACGGAUCCUAACGAGUUGACUGAAGAAGAGGCUGCCAGGUUUGCUAGAUUGAACAUUGACCCAGAGAGCGUGUUGAUCAAGCGUGUGGUUGACUGUAACGACAGAUUCGUCAGAAAGAUCACUAUCGGCCAGAACAAGACCGAAAAGGGCUUUACCAGAGAAACCGGGUUUGAUAUCACCGUUGCGUCCGAAAUCAUGGCUAUCUUGGCCCUCUCCAAGGACUUGAAGGACUUGAGACAAAGAGUCGGAAAGAUUAUUGUCGGAACCUCCAGAACCGGUGCAGUCGUGACUGCUGAGGAUAUCUGUGUCGCUGGUGCCAUUGCGGCCUUGUUGAAGGAUGCGAUCAAGCCAAACUUGAUGCAGACCUUGGAGGGGACCCCGGUGUUUGUCCACGCGGGACCUUUCGCUAACAUCUCUAUCGGUGCCUCCUCUGUCAUUGCCGACAGAUUGGCCCUCAAAUUAGCCGGUACCUUACCAGGCACUUCGGCCAGAAAGGGUUACGUCGUCACGGAAGCCGGUUUCGACUUUACCAUGGGUGGGGAGCGUUUCUUCAACAUCAAGUGCAGAUCCUCCGGCUUGAAGCCAGACACCGUCGUACUUGUGGCCACCACGCGUGCUUUGAAGUUGCAUGGUGGUGCUCCAGACGUUAAGCCAGGCCAAUCAUUGCCAGAGGCGUAUGUGACUGAGAACGUGGACUUGGUGGUCAACGGUUGUGCCAACUUGGCUAAGCAGAUUGCUAACGCCAAUUCUUUUGGCGUGCCAGUAAUUGUCGCCAUUAAUCAGUUUGAAACCGACACUGCUGCCGAGAUCGAAGCCAUCAGAAAGGAGGCGUUGAAGGCCGGGGCCGUCGAUGCCGUGGCGUCCAACCACUGGGCCAAGGGUGGUGAGGGUGCCGUUGAUUUGGCUCACUCUGUGGUCAAGUCUGUAGAAAAGUCCGACAAGACCACUCCUCCAAACUUCUCAUAUGACACAAACAAGUCUGUGGAGGAGAAGUUGUCCGCUAUUGUCCAGAAGAUGUACGGUGCCAAGGGCAUUGAGUUGUCCGAAUUGGCUGCCAAGCAGAUUGCCCAGUAUGAGCAGCAAGGCUUUGGUAACUUGCCAAUCUGUAUCGCCAAGACCCAGUACUCCUUGUCUCAUGACCCCGCCUUGAAGAACGUGCCUACCGGUUUCACCGUGCCAAUCAGAGAGGUCAGAUGUUCUGUCGGGGCGGGCUACUUGUAUGCGUUGGCCGCGGAGAUCAUGACCAUCCCGGGUUUACCAACUCAUGCUGGGUUCAUGAAUGUUGAAGUGAAUGACGAUGGGGAGAUUGAAGGGUUAUUCUAGGUCCAGGCUGUAUUAUAUAUAGAUGAAUUGCAUUUCGAUAG